Leguminivora glycinivorella is the source of this 1544-nucleotide messenger RNA. Its product is annotated as kxDL motif-containing protein CG10681. Lineage: Eukaryota; Metazoa; Arthropoda; Insecta; Lepidoptera; Tortricidae. The transcript is spliced from 3 exons. Gene Ontology annotation, biological process: lysosome localization. The record is from RefSeq and is a predicted model, not a curated record. Bases 68 to 670 code for a protein of 200 amino acids. Gene Ontology annotation, cellular component: BORC complex.
UCUAACAAUUUAUGGGGCGAUCCUUUUGAUGACUUGAUUUAAUAUAAUUAGUUUUAUACGAGAAAUCAUGGCUAACGAAACGCCAGAGAGUGAUUUCUCGAUAGAAUGCUUCCAAAACUACACAGCGCCCGAAGUGUUCGUACAAGGACUAGCGGGCAUGGUUGACCAAACAGAUGUCGAAACUAUCAUUAGAGCUCAGAAGAAUAUGCUUCAACGCUUUGAGAAGACCACGGAAAUGCUGACGAACUGCAACCAGCUGUCAGCGAGUCGGCUGCGCGCUGCCUCCACCGAGUUCAGAAAGCAUACUCAGCUGUUGCUCGAGAUGCGGAAAGAUCUGGAGUUUAUAUUUAAGAAGAUUAGGGCUAUUAAGACUAAGUUGAGCACACAAUACCCAGAGGCCUACAAAGCGGCUGUGAAUGUCUCACUAGCCAACAAAAAACCCAUAGACGAAGAAGAAGAAUUCAAACCGACUGAACCGCACACAGAAUCCAAAAUGGUGGCCACUGUAUCCACGGAAACCUUGAAACCGACUGUCAGCGAAGAUAAGAAGAAAAAGAAAGAGGUUAAGAUAAAAACACCUAAAGAAGAAGUUAAGAAGGUUAGGAGUAGCAGUUCAAGUGAGACGGAGAGUGCUAGUUCGGGGGACGACAGUAGUACGGAUACAGGAUGAAAUUAGCGAUCUUUGUAUAUAAAUUAACACUUUCGCAACCUCGAACCCUGCCUGGUGGGCACUCGUGAACUUUGCUCAGAUGCUGGAGAACCCGCUGGGCGGGUUCUCGACAUACAAGCGUGCGUUAACAAUUACAACGGUCCUGAUGCAGUGCGCCAUUAUUGUCUGGUAGUGAAUGUGUUAAAACUUAAAAACAAUUAAAUAAUUGGAUUUGUAAGACUCAUAACUUCCUGGGGUUCAACGUCCUAAUACUAGGACAAAAUACCUACGAUGAAAUUUGGAUCUACGUUCAAUGGAAUUGCUUUUGUAUUGCUUCGUUCGAUUUUCAAACUGUUUUCUAGUACCAUUGAUUCAAAUUUGGCAAUUUUUUUGUAUGGUGGGCCGCUAGAGGUUGGCGUUUUUGGUAUUGCAAGUUUGGUGGUGAGCAUAAUAUUCAUGCUUAGUAUUAUGAAUUACAACCAGUGUUGUAGUCCAUAUUUUAGAAAAAGCUAGAAAAUAUUAUUUAUAAAUUAUUUCUAGUCUCAAUGCACAUUGAAAGUUUCCCUGUCGGGUGUGUAUUUAAAUGUUACUUAGCUUACUGUAAUUUAAAAUAAUUCAUAUCAUCAAAAUUGCUUAUAAUUAUGUACAAUAUUUUGGAUAACAAAACUAUUUAACUAUUCACUAAGCCAAAUUCCGUAAAUUGUUACCUACAUUAAUGGAAUAUCAUCUAUAUUCUAACCAAUAGUAAUGAUUGUACAUAAAUUUGCAUAUGAUGACUUUAAAUAAAUCAGACAGCAAUAAUAAAACAAUGAUUUAUUUACUAAUAUAACACAGUUACCAGCUGAGAUAUAUUGUUUACAGAAUCUAUGCUAACUUAUUUUAAUAAAGUUGUAAU